GAUAGAGCACAUGCUGCUAUCGUCCGAUCCGCGUGUCGCGUAAUGAGCUAAACGUCGACAGGAGUGCGGUGACAGUUUUUGAAAGAGUGUCGUCGAUCGGCUACGUUAACCGCCAAUGUAUUGUUUGUGCAAGUUAGGUUACUCCAGUCGCGAUCCUUUGUGUCGGAACCAGCUAGCCCUGCCAGUCGGAUUGUAGGUUAGGUUACCUUUUAGUCGGAUUACAAGGUUUUGUUGAUGUUUGUGUUUUAGUGCGGGUUUAAAAUAGUAUGGACGAGCAGAAUCGCAUGAUGCAUCCAAGUGGUCAAGUAGGAAUGAUGCCUCAACCUCCUUACGGAAUGCAACCUGUGGAUCCGAAUCACGGGGCCCCGGCUACCCCGGACCAAGAGACCAGGAAGCAGGAUAUUGGCGAGAUAUUGCAACAAAUUAUGAACAUCACCGACCAAUCUUUGGACGAAGCUCAAGCCAGGAAACACACGCUCAACUGUCAUCGAAUGAAACCAUCACUGUUCAGCGUUCUGUGCGAAAUCAAGGAGAAAACAGUGUUGAGCCUACGCAACACACAGGAGGAAGAGCCGCCCGACCCGCAACUGAUGCGCCUGGACAACAUGCUGAUCGCUGAGGGGGUGGCGGGGCCCGAGAAGGGUGGCGGUGCGGGGGCGGCGGCCACUGCCAGUGCGGCGGCGGCGGGGGGACCUGGCCAACCUGACAACGCCAUCGAACACUCUGACUACCGAGCCAAGUUGGCGCAAAUCAGACAAAUCUACCACCAGGAACUCGAAAAGUAUGAACAGGCAUGCAACGAGUUCACAACGCACGUGAUGAACCUGUUGCGGGAGCAGAGCCGAACGCGGCCGAUCACGCCCAAGGAGAUAGAGCGCAUGGUGCAGAUCAUCCACAAGAAGUUCUCCUCCAUUCAGAUGCAGCUGAAGCAGAGCACCUGCGAGGCUGUCAUGAUCCUCCGCUCCAGGUUCCUCGAUGCCAGAAGAAAGAGGCGGAACUUCAGCAAGCAAGCGUCUGAGAUCCUGAACGAGUACUUCUACUCACACCUAAGCAACCCCUACCCGUCGGAGGAAGCCAAGGAGGAGUUGGCCAGGAAAUGCAGCAUCACCGUUUCACAAGUAUCGAAUUGGUUCGGCAACAAGCGGAUCAGGUACAAGAAGAACAUAGGCAAGGCGCAAGAAGAGGCGAACCUGUACGCGGCGAAGAAGGCAGCAGGGGCGUCUCCGUAUAGCAUGGGUCCAGCGUCGCAGGGCACCGCGACGCCGAUGAUGUCGCCGGCUCCCCCCGGGUCAGGAGGCCCCAAUGACAGCAUGGGUUACGCCAUCAACGCCAUGAACGGAGGUGGCGGUCCCGGUGACUACAGUUCGCCAAUGUCCGGAUCACAGGCUCCAUACUCUGACGGCAGUCUUGGAUACGAUGCAAUGCACCAGGGAGGCGGCGUGACCCCGAAGGCGUCCGGCUCGCCGCCGCUGAGAGGCGGCGAUGGGGGCGGCUGGAACGCACCGCCCCGCGAGCAGAUCCCCGACUUCCAGCCGCUGCACCCGGACGACAGCGGCGAUUCCAGCGACCUUGACAUCAAGAGGCCCAAGCUCUAGGGAUCCUUCUCCAUCUCCAUCUCCUUCUACUUCUCCCAUCUUCAUCAUUAUUAUUGUUACUAUUAGGUUAUUACAUUUCUGUUGUCGCUGCUGCUGCUACUGCUCCUCUCCCCGCCCGCCCCUUUGUUCGAUUUGUGGUCGUCUUCAUCGAUCUCGAUAAAGCGUUUGAUCAGAUGGUUGAGGUUAAUGGAAGCAGCUGGAUCGCUUCCUUGUCAGGUUAGUCUCCUCACAACUUGACUCAAGCAAUACAAAGACGUGUUAGAGCCAAUGAUACGCUGGGCACUAGAUUUCAAGUAGAGAAUAGAUGUGUGAAAGACAAGAGUUUUACAGGGCUGCAUUUCUUAUGAAGUGCUGUUCUUCAUACAAGUGAUAUGAGAUUAAUGGGGCUGAUGAGGACUAGCUUGAAAUCAAGUUCAAUAAGUAUCAACUAGACAAGUCAACAUAUUUGCAGAAGUAUUGUUUGUUAUUGUAAUAUUGUUCUUAAACUAGUAAAUAAUGUAACUGGUAACUGGCAAGGUACAGUUUGUUGCAAUACGUUUUUCCAAUAUACUACCUACAAAAUUUCAUUUGUAAACCAAGAAUCUACAGUUUCAGAACCAUUCAGAUACGUUUUUCUUGUGAAGUGAUUUUCAGAAUGAAUAAUUUUCUACAAUAUAUCUAAGAAAUUAAUUACAAAAUGUGUCAAAGUCGUUAACUGAAAAUCACUUGACUAAAAUCAGAAUAUAUCAGAAAACCACAGAACACUAUGAACCGUACUAAUCAAACUAUGUUUUUUCAAAUUUUGUUUUGAGAAUCGUGUUAUGGGUGGCUGAAACAUUGACAAGUUCAAAAAAAUUAAAUCAAGUUUGACAACAUUUUGAAUCAUGAGUCUUGCCAGUAGCUGAUUAAUGAAAUUUAAUUCGGGUUUACAAUAGAAAUCUAUCAUUUUAACAGUUCAUGAAGAAAUUUCAUCUUUGAUAUUACGUCCCAUUGAUAUUAAAUGUCAAUUUUUUAGCAGGCUGAAAUUUAAGAACUGCAAUUUUAGUAUAUUCUUGAUGUUUUGUGUAAUAAAUGUGCGUUGUUAGCGUGCAAGUGCAAUUUGUUCAAGUUGAAUCAAAAUUAUUCAAUUCAGCUCAUGAUUCAAAAUGAGUUUCUUGACAAUCAAGAAUAGGGUGAUUGAAAUUUAUUUUACUGUUCGACGGUCUAUAGUAUAUUGGAACAAUUUUAGUGUAACUUUGACGAAGCAGCUUUUCUCAGUUUAUUGUUAAACUUUGAAAAUUCACUGUGAUUUUAUAUUUUAGUGGGUGAAGAUGGGUGGGGUACACUAAUUUGCUGCUUUUGGGGAGAUUGAUGAAUUUUUCGUUAUUAGAUGCAAUUUGAGUAGUUUGGCAGCCAUUUUAGAACUCAGCAAGUUUAAUUAGGAUAAAAACAAUUUUAAAUUCAUUCAUGUUAGAUAGGUACCCAAUUUUAGUUGGAUUUUGUUACGAUUAUGUUGGAGGGUGUAUACUUGAGCCACCAACUUUGCAUUGACAUUUUUGUAUGUUCAUGUUUUCCAAUUGCAAUCGCGUAAGAUUAGAGAUAAAAGUGACUUCUUUUUUGUAAUGCUGUAUAAUAUACUAUCAUACAGUUGUUGAAGCUUGACUUGACUAUAUCUUGAACUAUGCUGAAAAUGUGUUUGUGAAUGCAUAAUAAUUGAGGGUUAUCUUUCUAACAGACUUAUUUUUAAUGGUAUGAUUAAUGUGUACCAUAUUUUAUAUAUAGAUUUAUGAACCUCUUAUAUUGAGAGACACUCUUUAGAUAUUCUUUAUAGACAGGUGGUAAUUCUCCACUUGCUUUGUAUACGGAUAAAUAUUUAUAAUUCAUUAGCUCUUAUCAUUCAUUAUUAUAAUUAUUAGUAUUAGUAUUGACUAGUGUAAUAAUAUUAGUUGUUGAUGAUUGAUUUUAUCGCUUAUUGACUGGUAUGAUAUUAUGCAGCUUCGAUUGAACCAACUCUAUAAAUUUAAAGGAAAUCUAUUAAUAGAGUCGAAUAUGAAUAAUAUUUUAUUGAAAGUGAACAAAAUGUUAAUGUGAUCGGUUCUUUUUUUUAUGAUGAUGAUAUUCUAACAAAUCUGUUAGUUAUGAAAUUUGAAGCACUGUAUGUUAUGCGUGUGUAUGAUUUAUUUCACAUGCCGGCUCAAAUAAGAUAUUUCUGUAUUGAACAAUUGUGUGAAGGGAUAUACGUGUGAGGAAACAAUCACAGAAUAAUGUAUUUUGAUCGUUAAGUAUUUUGACGUACUUGAAAACAAAUUUAUUUCGUGCUAUCAAAAAUCUGUUUAUUUACUUUUUACAUUUUUUUUAAAUUAUGUAAUUGCAUAUAGUAAAUCAUUCACAAUUAAAUGUUUCUAGAGCCUAGCAGCAGUUAAUUGAAACUUCUGAAUUUAAAAUUGUCACAUCUUUAAAGUAGAUUACUUUUUUCUUUUAAAAAAUCUAUCUUCUGUUUAUAGUGAUAUCGGGUAGCUCAAAUAUUCUCCAAAUUUUCACUUGAGAAUUAUUAUUAUGUGCUUCAUGAAUCUGAUGAUAGAAUAUUUAUGAGAAAUCAAUCAAAUGAUCAAUCGUUUCAAAGUUAAAUUAGUCAACUUGAGAACCAAUAAGAAAUUUGAAUGAUUAUUGAAAACAUUAUUGCACUUGAUUGACUUUAUGAGAUUGCCUUUUUUCAACUCCUGAAAAAUGUUUUUCUCUGAAAAUUUAUAUUUCCAAUCUUUUUUGUAGGCUGCAAUAAGUAUUGAAAAUAGGAUUUCUUUUAAUUACCGUACUCUUCAAAAAGGUGUUCUAUUGGAAUACUGAAGGAUUGUAACAAGGUUGUGAAUGAUCUAUUUUUGCAUUAGCAUUUACAAUAAUUCAUAAUUUGAAUAUCUGUGUUUUUUUCAAUCAAGUAACAAUAUUAAUUUAUCAAUUUUUGAAAAAAUAUUUUUGUCCAGCACACAGACGUUAUUUCAUUCAACAUUUUAUUAUAAAUUUAAUUUAAUAAUUUUGGUUUUUACUUGAAAGUUGUUGAGCUUAAAAACGUUGCAAUCACCAAGUAUACGUACUGCAUACACAUCAUAAUAUUUAAUUAAAUAAUAAUUAUUAUUGAUAAUUAUAUAAAUAUAUCGAAUUGAAAUAAUGUUCUAGUUAUUGAUAAGAAUUGUAGGUUUAUCGAUUUAUUACUACGAUUUAUUUAAAAAGUAUAUUACUUGUCGGUAUCAUGACUUUCUAAGUCUAUUUUUUGUAAUGAUAUGCUGUUGAAAUUGUUGAUUUAUUUUGCAAUAUUCAGCGGGCCUGACUCUAAAUUGAACAAUUAUAUCGAUUCAUCGAUCAUAGAUAUUCACAAUCUCAUUUUACUAGUAAUUUAGUUACAAUUUACAAUAUCAGUGCAAGAUUCAGCCUAUUACUGAAUAGAAAAAUCACUUUGUGGUUAUUACGAAUCAAUUUGAUGUAAGAGAAUCUAUCAAUAAUAAUUUUGAUGGAUUCAAGUAUAUUUUUAGCAUAUAAAUGGUUUUUAUCCUGCAUAUAAUUCGUAAAAACAAUUUUUUCUAUAAAACUCUCCUUCAACCAUUUGUGUUUCAACUGUUCAAUUUAUUUUUUCGUUACUUCUCAACUUGUAUAUUCUAAACUCAAAUAUUAAAUAAUCUUGUAUAUUCUAAUCUCAAAUCUCAAUUCUGGUUCAAAUCUUAAUUUGAUUUAUAUUUCAAUGUUGUGAAAAUCCAUAUAAAAUAACACGCUAUGAAUUUUUUUCAAUUCUUCUCAAAUCAUAUCUCACAUGACAUCAAUGUUUUGGAAAAUCCAGAUUUCGUGUUUUUCAAGAAAAUCUAGAUUUCGUGUUUUUCAACUGGUUCCUGAAAGGUAAUCUCUUGCUUAAAUAGCACAAUAUACUGUUAUAGUUUCAGUUCAUUGAAAAGUACUUGAAACUAGUCCUUCAUAUUCAAUUAUGUUUCUAUCAUCCUCAAUGUCCUAUUUUAUUUCAAUUCACAAUUUAAAACUACUGUGAUUAACUGAAUGUGUUCUGAUAAACAGUAUCAAAUAUCUAUGAAAUACAUCACAUUUCAACAGCAUAUGAAUAGUAAUUCGUUCAUUCGUUGUAUGGUUCAUAAGUGAAUUUGAAGCUAUUUAGAGAAUAUUACUAUUAUUGUACGUUGUUUUCAAUAUAUUGCGAUCCUUGUAUCGUUUUAUUUUUGAAAUGUUUUAACUGAGUACUGUAUUUAAUAAUUGAUUAUUAUUGUCGAGAUGCACUAAUUAAUAAUUAACUAUUGCCUUUGAAAAGUGUGUGGAAGAGUUGAUUUUAUACCAAGUGCAACACAAAAACGGAAGGAAAUUGAUUUCCCAACAAAGCACUGGCACUAGGCACUAGGCUACCCAUGUGAUUGAAAACAGAAUAUACCAGGAUUUUUCCACGAUCCAAACAAACUUCAUCGUAUACGAUUUUUUAAAUAUAAUAUUAUUAAUAAAAUAAACAAUAUUAUAUAAUAAUAUGAUUGAUUAUUAUUAUUCAAAUGAAUUUAUAACAAAUAAUGAUGAUAAUAUUAAAGUAGGUUAUUUAUAUUAUGAAUGAUAAAAUACUGAUGAGUAACUAACAUUAUUUGUGUGUGAUUCAUUCAAAUUUUAUUUCCUUUAAAUUUUGGGAAAUUGUUAAAAUAGUAGCUGUAAGCUAUGGAGCCUCAUUUUAUAUUGUCUUCAAUAUUAAAUCCCAUUAUUCAAAUCAGGAAUAUUUUUCAUCAACUUUCCAUUGAACUAUAAUAAAUUCCGGUUUACUGGCUGGUCCAGAAGUAGUGUUAAUCUUAUCAAUAAUAUUAGAAUGUUCAGUAAGUUUGUAACAGUACUGUUUUACUAUGAAAUCUACUAUUAUAGAUAUUUCAAGAUUAACUUGAGUAAUUGAUGUAAAAUUUGAACUAAUCUUUGACUCUCAAACAAGCAGCUAUUGUUUUUUCAAACUUCCCAAUUUUUUGGCAUUUUUGUCCUCUUGUGGAUUUUACCAGUAGUGGAAUGAAUGAUUUUUGUUUGAACGAGUGAAUAUUAUAUUGAAUAAAAAUCUUUUGUUGUCUAUUUUUAGGUUUCCCAAUAGGCACAGAGUCGCCAUUGAAUCUGUAAUAUGAAUUCGAAUGAGUCUUUUUCAAUUGAAACUAAUUAAUUAUUACAAAAAAGUGUGAAAUUUGAGCUGUGCAGAGCACAUACGAAACAAACACACUCAGUAUACGGAGUAAUGACUGUAAUAUAUACAUUUUUAUUAUAAUAAUUAUUGCGAGAUAUGUCCAAAUAAUAUUUUUAUUAUGGUAAUGUUGUGCUGCAUGGUGUUAUAUAACUGUUGUAAAUAUAGAUAUAAUUGACACGAGUUGAAACAACUAGAAGGCUACAAAAACAAAAUAUCGGUAAAACUAGAUGGCUCUAUUUUACCUCAAACAUUUUUCAAUACUUUGAUACGACAAGAGUAUAAUUAUAUUUUAAAUCAAUAAUAAUUGUAGUGUUAAUUUCCUGUCUUGAUUAACAAUAAUUUGUUUCAUUUUUUAAUUCGAAGUAAUUGUUUCCAAGUUGAAAUAAGCUUUUAUCAGCAGAUAGUUAAUACUGUGUAACUACUUUGUUUUCAAAUUGUUUUCUAUUAUUUGAACUUGGCAAUCUCUGUAUGAUGUAUAUUGUAUAACAUUUAAGACAAUUUUGAAAAUUAUAAUGAUUGAUGUUGAA
This is a messenger RNA of Nilaparvata lugens (brown planthopper), 7265 nucleotides long. RefSeq names its product homeobox protein extradenticle (gene exd). Lineage: Eukaryota; Metazoa; Arthropoda; Insecta; Hemiptera; Delphacidae. Gene Ontology annotation, cellular component: nucleus. Bases 267 to 1595 code for a protein of 442 amino acids. Gene Ontology annotation, biological process: animal organ morphogenesis; embryonic organ development; neuron development. The transcript is spliced from 9 exons. Gene Ontology annotation, molecular function: RNA polymerase II cis-regulatory region sequence-specific DNA binding; DNA-binding transcription factor activity, RNA polymerase II-specific. The record is from RefSeq and is a predicted model, not a curated record.